AUGGAGGACGACAUAGCCGUCGUUGGCUUUUCCAUCAAGCUCCCCCAGGGCGUGGACGACAUUGCCAGCUUCUGGGAUGUCCUGGCGCACCGAAAGAACCUUUCGACAAACUGGCCAGAGUCGCGCAUCAAUAUAGGAUCAGUCACGUCUAGCAACUACAAUAAGGUGCAAUGUCGAGGCGGCCACUUCAUCGACGAAGACCCGGCCGUUUUCGACGCCCCCUUCUUUUCCGUCACGGCAAAAGAGGCGGCAUCCAUGGACCCGAUGCAGCGGUGGACACUUGAGGCGUCGUACCGCGCCUUUGAAAACGCCGGAAUUCUCGUCGAAAGCCUCAACGGGUCGCGCACCGCCGUCUUCUCGGCGUCCAUGUCUGACGACUACAACCGGAUGACUGCGCAGGACCCCGAGGACCAUCCGCGCAUGGCCACUACGGGCACUUUUGCGUCCAUCAUUCCCAACCGCGUCAGCUGGUAUUUCGACCUGCGGGGACCGAGCGUCCAUGUCGACUCGGCCUGCUCGAGCAGCCUGCUGGCCGUCGACCUGGCUUGCCAGUCCAUCAAGAGCGGCGAGGCCUCGGCCGCCCUUGUCACGGGAUCCAACCUGAUCCUGGGGCCGACCGUGUUCCAGCUGCUCUCGGCGCAGGGCUUCAUGUCGCCCGACAGCCGGUGUUUUAGCUUUGACCACCGGGCGAACGGCUACGCCAGAGGCGAAGGCGUCAUUGCCCUCGUGGUGAAGCCGCUGCUGGAUGCCGUGCGCGACGGCGACAUGAUCCGGGCCGUCAUCAGGGGGUCGGGGUCUAACCAAGACGGCCACACGCCCACCCUCACACAGCCGAGUUCUGGGGCGCAGGAGGACUUGAUACGGCGUGUGUACAAAAACGCGGACCUGCCCCUGGACAAGACACGCUACUUUGAGGCUCACGGCACCGGCACGCCGGUUGGCGACCCGCUCGAGAUGAAGGCCAUUGGCAGAGUCUUUCGAAACUCUCGCUCAACCGAAGAGCCGCUCUACGUCGGCUCCGUCAAAGCAAACAUUGGCCAUCUCGAAGGGAGCAGCGGCCUUGCUGGCGUCAUCAAGUCAAUCUUGGCGCUCGAAAAGGGCGUGAUCCCGCCCAAUGCGCUAUUUGAAAAGAUGAACCCCAAGAUCGACGCCGAGUGGUAUCACGUCGAGGUCCCGACAGUUCCCACGGCAUGGCCGUGCGAGGGCCUGCGCCGCGUGUCGGUCAACUCGUUUGGCUUCGGCGGCACCAACACGCACGUCGUCAUGGACGACGCCCUGCACUACCUCGAGGAGCGCGGCCUGGCCGGGAACCACAACACCACGGCCCACCCGAUUGCCGAGACGGCAGCUAACGGCCACGCGGUCACCAACGGCACCAACGGCAACGACAGCCACAAAACCAACGGCCAAGCCUCCAUCUCACUACCCGAUGACUCGCCGCGACUGCUCGUCUGGACGGCGGCGGACGAGAAAGCAGUCGAGCGCAUGACGAAGCAAUACACAGCCUUCAUCGCCAGCACCAUCAACACCUCCACGUCCACAGCCAGGCUCGACCAGCUGGCGUACACGCUCGCAGCGCGGCGCAGCCGCAUGCUCUGGCGCGAGUUUGCGCUCGUGCGCAGCAGUAGUGCACAGCCGCCGUCGGUGGCCACGAGCAAGAAGCCGACGCGCAGCUUUGGCGGGUCCGGCGACGGCGGGGUGGCGUUUGUGUUUACCGGGCAGGGCGCGCAGUAUGCCGGCAUGGGUGCCGGGCUGCUGCGGUACCCCGUGUUCCGCGAGACGCUGCAGGCUGUAGAUGGGGUUUAUAAGGGGUUGGGGUGCGGGUGGUCGGUUUUUGAUGAGUUGCGCAACAGCGACCGCAUCGACUCGCCAGAGUACAGCCAGCCCCUGUCAACGGCGGUUCAGCUCGCGCUGGUCGAGCUGCUCAAGAGCUUCGGCAUCGUGCCCAAGGCCGUCAUAGGGCAUUCGUCCGGCGAGAUUGCGGCCGCCUACGCCAUCGGGGCGCUAUCGCUGGCCUCGGCCUGCAAGGUCUCGUUCUUCCGCGGGCAGCUGGCCGGGAAGCUCAAGGCAGCCACCCGCAACGAGCCGGGCGCCAUGAUGUCCGUCAACCUGGCCGAGGACGCGGUGGCGGCCUACAUCGACAAGACGGGCGUGCCGGGGCUGGCAGCCGCCGUCAACGUGGCGUGCAUCAACAGCCCGGGCAACGUGACGCUGUCGGCCAGCGAGGCGGCCCUGGACCAGCUCAAGGCGCACCUGGACCGCGACGGCGUGUUCGCGCACAAGCUCAAGACGGGCGUGGCCUACCACUCGCCGUACAUGGCACAGAUCGCCGACGAGUACUUGGGGUUGAUGGGCUCGUUGGAAGGGGACGCCAAACGGACACCGGGUGCAGCCAUGCCCAUGGUAUCGUCGGUGACGGGGCGGGCGGUGCGCGACGGCGGGGCGGUGCUCGCGACGGCGCAGUACUGGGUCGACAACAUGAUGUCGCCGGUGCGGUUCGCCGAGGCGGUGCGCGUGCUAACGCGCGAGACGGCCAGCCUCAGGGUCGGGCUCGGCAGCAUCACAGACCUCGUCGAGGUCGGCCCGCACCCGGCGCUGCGCCGGCCCCUCGAGGACACGCUAAAAGCCGACGGCGACACCUGCAGCGCCGCGCGCUGGACGUACUCGUGGGUGCUGCACCGCUCGCAGCCUGCCGUCGACUCGGCCAUGGAGCUCGCCGGCAAGCUGUUCUGCCGCGGCCACGGCGUGCGCGUGGACGCGGUCAACAUGAUGCAGCAGCACAAAAACACCAAGCCGCGGCCGUUCGCCGUCGACGCGCCCGAGUACCCGUUCGACCACUCGAAGCGGUACUGGGCCGAGUCGCGGCUGUCGCGCGACUACCGGCUGCGGGAGGAAACGACGGGGGCGCUCCUGGGAGCACGGUCGUGCGACUGGAACCCGCUGGAGCCGCGGUGGCGCAACUUCUGGAGCGUGGAGACGGCGCCGUGGACGGGGGACCACGUGGUCAGCAACACAGUCAUCCUGCCCGGCGCGGCCAUGCUGGUCAUGGCCAUCGAGGCCGUGCAGAACCACCUGUGCCCGCCGCCCCGAAAGGUCGCCAGCUUCUACGUGCAGGAGGCGCGCUUCCUCAGCCCCGUCGUCGUGCCGGCCGCCUGGGACGACCGCGCCGAGACCAUGGUGCACCUGCGCCCGGUGCGCGGCAAGGACGGCGCCGGCGAGAGCCUCAGGGACCGCGCGGCGUCGGCGUGGGCCGAGGUCGUCAUCUAUUCGUAUCGCGACAGCCAGCAGCCGUGGACCGAGUGCUUCCGCGCCACGGUGCAGGCGCAGUUCGGCGACGACGACGACGCCGCCGCCGUGAGCGCAGACGCGCGCGAGGAGCGGCGGCUGGCCGACGCGGCCGUCAAAGGCGAGCACGAGCGCGCGGCGGUGGCGUGCGCGGCGCGGCCCAUCGAUGCCGCGGUGUUCUACGAUGACGCGGCCGAGCAUGGCAUCGGCUGGGGCGACUGGUUCAGGGUUCUGGGCGACAUGGGGUGGGACGGGGCGGCGCGGGCCGUCGGGCGCGUCGACCUGGGCGUCAACAAGUCUGCAGCUGCGGCACGCUACCAGACGGCCAGCCUCGUGCACCCGGCCGUACUGGACGGCGUCUUCCACGCGUUGCGCCUCGCAACGACGCGCGGGCUCCGGCUGUCGGCGGCCACGACGCACAUCCCCGUGCGCGUGGCCGACGCCUGGUUUGCGCCCCGCGGGUGGCAGGCGCCCGACACAAGCUCGGUGCGGUACCUGGCCACGUCGCGCGGCGCGCCCGGCCGCGAGCGCUGCGAGGGCGCCGUCACGGCGCUGGCCGACGACGGCACGGUGCUGUGCACCAUGGGCAGCCUGACCAUGGCGGCCGUGUCCACGGGGGACACGCACGACAGGAUAGAGAAGACACUGCUACACCGCAUCGAGUGGAGGCCGCAGCUGAGCUUGCUCACGCCCGCGCAGCUGGCCGCCGUGUGCGACGCCGACGCCAUCGACAAGGACGAGGCCACGAUGCGCCUGCACUACGGCAAGCUGCGGGUCGUGCUCGACCACGCCAUCGCCCGCGCGCUGCAGGCCAUCGACACGCCCGCCAGCGCCGUGCGCGUCCCGGCCUCGCUUGCUAGGCACGCCGACUGGAUGCGAUACUAUGUCCAGCAGCAGCAGCAGCAGCAGCAGACACAAAACCCCGCCGGCCCCUUUUCCGCCGCCGGCGCCCUCGAAGCCCUGGUACAGGAAAUCGAAACCCUGCGUCCAGCCUGGAAGCUGCACGCGACAGUGGUCCGCUCUCUCCCAGCAAUGCUCAGCGGCAGCGUCGACCCUUUGCAGGUCAUCUUUGGCGGCGACGAGGCCGACACGUUCUACGCCGACAUGUUCGCGACCGUCUGCGACAGCCGGCUGCACAGCUUCCUGGCCCUCGCCGCGCACGAGAACCCGCAGCUGCGCAUCCUCGAAGUCGGCGCCGGCACGGGCGGGAUGACGGGGCGGGUGCUGGGCGCGCUGCUGGGCGUCGAGGCCGCGAGCGGCAACGCUGGCGUGCGCUGCUUCGCCGAGUACGCGUACACGGACGUGUCGCCGGCGUUCUUUGAGCGGGCGGCGGCGCGCUGGGAUAAUGUCAGGGACCGCAUGGCGUUCCGCGCGUUCGACAUGAAGGCCGCUCCGGAAAGCCAGGGGUUUGAGGAAGGGGCGUAUGAUCUCGUCGUGGCGGGGAGCGUGCUGCAUGCGACCGAGGACUUGAUGGCCACGAUGCGCAAUGUCAGGAGGCUGCUAAAGCCGGGCAGUGGGCGGCUGCUGGUGCUUGAGGCCAUCGCGCCCGACGAUGUCGCUAGCAACUUCACGUUCGGGCUCGUGCCGGGCUGGUGGGGCAAGCGCGAGCCGUGGCGCGGCCUGUCGCCGGCAAUUCCGGAGGCCCAGUGGGACACGGUGCUGCGCGAGUCUGGGUUCAGCGGGAAUGAUCUGUGUUUGCGCGACUAUGCCAGCGACGACUGCCACUUGUUCAGCGUCAUCGUCUCGCGCGCUGUCGAGGAGGCAGCAGGCGACGAGGAGAAAGCCGACACAGCGCCGUCCCGGCUGACCAUUGUUGUCGCCGACGAUGCCGCCACGCACCAGACCCGCCUCGCCAGCCUACUGUGCACCCAGCUGGCCGCGCAGGAGACACGUGUCGUGGCCUUCGACGCCCUGCACGCCGCCGAGCUGGGCGAGCACGACACGGUGGUGAGCAUUGCCGAGGUGCGCCAACCGCUGCUCGCGAGCCUGUCGCCGCGCCGCUUCCUCGCCGUGCAGGACCUGAUCCGGCGAGCGCACAGAUUACUCUGGGUUACGGCUGUGGCCGACAGCGCCGACGACGGCGCCGAGUGCGCCCCCGAGUACAGCGUCGUGCAGGGGUUCCUGCGCACGCUGCGCGCCGAGGAGGGCGCGGCCAAGCGGCUGGUCAGCCUAGCCAUCGAGUCGUUCGCGCGCAGCGACAGCAAAAACGAUGACGACGACAACGGCAAAAACGAUGACGACGACGACGGCAAUGAUGCGUGCGCAGGCUUCAUUGCAACAGCCCUGCGCGCCGCCUUUUCCACCUCCUCCUCGUCGCCCGAGCUCGAGUACGUCGUGCGCGACGGCCUACUAACAACAGGGCGCGUGGUGGCCGACGCUGCGCAGAACACGGCGCUGCACGCGCUGCUGCAGCCGCGGCUGCGGCACGAGCCGUGGCUGGCUUCCCCGUCUGAGAGCGCGCCGCUACAGCUGCGCACGGGCAAGACGCUCGAGGAGCUGCACUUUGUCGAGGACACCGUGUGCCGAGCCGACACGCCGCUCGGCGCGCGCGAGGUCGAGGUCGAGGCCAAGACGUGGGCUGUCAACUUCCGCGACGUGCUGGUGGCGCUGGGGCGGAUUUCCGAGGAGGGUGGUGGUGGCGGUGAUUUGGGCAGCGACUGCGCGGGCGUCGUGACGCGCGUGGGUAGCGCCGUGGGCGGCGUAGCGCCGGGCGACCGCGUGGUCAUGGUGGCUCCGGGGGCGAUGCGGGCGUUUCCGCGCGCCGAUGAGCGCGCCGUGCUGCGGAUCCCGUCUGACAGUCUCUCGCUCGAGACCGCCGCGUCGGUGUUGGUGCCUGGCAUGACUGCCGUGUACGCGCUGCGCGAGGUCGCGCGGCUGCGGCGCGGCGACCGCGUGCUCGUCCACGCCGCCGCCGGCAGCACCGGCCAGAUGGCCGUGUGGGUCGCGCGGCUGGCCGGCGCCGACGUUUUCGCCACGACGAGCUCGCCCGAGAAGAGGGCGUUCCUGCGCGACACGCUCGGGAUCCCCAAGGACAGGAUCUUUUACAGUCGGGACACGUCGUUUGCGAAAGGCAUCAUGCGGGUCACUGGCGGGCGCGGCGUCGACGUGGUGCUUAACUCGCUGACGGGCGAGGGCCUGCGGGCCAGCUGGCAGUGCGUGGCGCCGUAUGGCCGGUUUGUGGAUAUCGCCGAGGCGGAUAUUCGCGAGAACGCCAGCCUGCCCAUGGGCCGCUUUGCCCAUAAUGUCAGCUUUGCCGCUGUCGACCUGCACCACGUCGCCCGGACCGACCUGGAGCUGACGGCGCGCCUGCUGCGCGAUACGGUCGACCUGCUGGCCGACGGCAAGAUCCAACACCCUACCCCGCUGCACUGCUAUCCCGUGUCGCAGGUCGAGCGCGCGUUCCGCCAUCUCCAGGGCGGCAAGAAUAUCGGCAGGAUCAUGAUAACCGUCGGUCGUGACGACGUUGUGCCGCAACUCGUCCUCAGGCACCGGCCAUGGACCUUUGACCCGCAGGCCUCGUUCGUAAUUGCCGGCGGAUCUGGCGGGCUGGGCCGUGCCAUAGCGAGGUGGAUGGUCUCGCGGGGGGCACGACAUCUCAUCCUACCGUCUCGCUCGGGCGGUGCGUCGUCUAAGGCCGCCUCGGAGCUAGUGGCCGAGCUGCGUGCAAAGGGGGCGCGCGUCCAAGUCCCUGCAUGCGAUGUUUCCGACGCGUCCGCGCUGGCGCGCAUGCUCGCCGACUACCACGAGGUGCACGGCAUGCCAGCCGUGCGCGGGUGCAUCAACGCGGCCAUGGUGCUGCAGGACGCCGUCUUUGCCAACAUGACGCACGCGCAGUGGGAGCUGACCCUGCGGUCCAAGGUGCAGACGUCGUGGAACCUGCACCGGCAGCUGCCCGCGGGGCUCGACUUCUUCGUCAUGCUGUCGUCGCUCAUCGGCGUGCUGGGCGGCAUGGGCCAGAGCAACUACGCUGCCGGCAACGCCUUCCAGGACGCCCUGGCCCGACACCGCGUGCGCCGCGGCCAGCGUGCCGUCGCCAUCGACGUCGGCUGGAUGCGCAGCAUCGGCAUCGUCGCCGAAAAGGCCGAGUACCAGCGCAACCUCAAGACGUCCGAAGACAUGCAGCAGCUGGACGAGGACGAGCUGCUGGCCUUGCUGACACUGCUCUGCGACCCGAGCUGGCCCCAGCCCCCGCCCUCGCCCUCGCCCGACGCCGAGCACGACGCGCAGGUGCUGUUCGGUCUGCGCACGCCCGACGAGUUCCUUGCCCGCUGUCAGCAGCCGCCCGAGCUGCUCGACCGGCCGCUGUUCGCCGCCUUUGCCCACGCGCCCACAGCUUCCAGGGCCGGGGGACAGAGCCGCGAGGCUGGCGGCGCAGAGCAGACCGCGGCGGCAGCUUUCCGGGCAACGGAGGACACCAACGAGCGCAUCCAGAUUGUGCUGGGCGCACUGGCGCGCAAGCUGGCGCGGGCCAUGGCCAUCUCGGCCGACGACGUCGAGCUAGGCAAGCCGCUGUCGAGCUACGGCGUCGACUCGCUCAUGGCCGUCGAGCUGCGCAACUGGAUCGGCAAGGACUUCCAGGCCACCGUCGCCGUCUUCGACAUUAUGGGCAACGUGCCCAUCGCCAAGAUUGGCGACCUGGUGGUAGCUAGGAGCAGUGUGGGCAAGAGUUAAAAUGGCCUGGUAGGAGAAGUAAAGGUGUGGCAGCCAGGUUUUUUUUUUCUUUUCUCCCUUUCUUUUUCAUUUGAUCUAGGUAUUUCUCCAAUUGACUUUUUCC
Messenger RNA from Lasiosphaeria miniovina, 8059 nucleotides. RefSeq lists its product as uncharacterized. The transcript is spliced from 14 exons. The coding region runs from base 1 to 7956 and encodes 2651 amino acids. Lineage: Eukaryota; Fungi; Ascomycota; Sordariomycetes; Sordariales; Lasiosphaeriaceae. The record is from RefSeq and is a predicted model, not a curated record. Gene Ontology annotation, biological process: fatty acid biosynthetic process; secondary metabolite biosynthetic process. Gene Ontology annotation, molecular function: oxidoreductase activity; 3-oxoacyl-[acyl-carrier-protein] synthase activity; phosphopantetheine binding.